AGCACGAAUAGAUUUCGAACACAAUUUUUUCACAUUUUUAAUGUUGGAUCUGGUCCCUUAAAAGCUGAAGUUCACUGCAUUUGAAACAUAUCAGUAGUUCCGCCAUCGAGCGUGCAUUUAGCUGCACUCUGCUCGACAUCGCCUGCCACCAUUCAGUCUUAGGUCUUCAAUCUAAUCUAACACUGGAGUCCACAAGUCUGCUAGAGUGAACUCCGAAGUGUUAGGCACGACAAUCCGGAAAUUUGCAUAGAUUCCAGAGAGAGACAUAGAAAAAUUCACGUGAGACGAAUCUGUGCACCAGCCCGGGAAACGGUAGUGCAAUGGCAACCGCAAGAAGCAUGAUGUUGGCCUUGCUGGUGGUGGUAGGUUUGCUCCAAAUUGCAUCAGCUGCUACAUACAUUGUCGGCGAUGAUACCGAAUGGACGAUACCCCCGUCCAAUACUUUCUACGAUGAUUGGGCCGUGAAACAGAAUUUCGUUGUGGGCGACAAGCUCAAUUUCAUAUUCGGUCUUGGACACAAUGUGUACCAAGUGAGUGCGGCCGACGCCAGUGCGUGUGACGGCACCAACCCGAUCAACAAGUACACGACUGCCACCACUGUGACUUUGACCACAUCGGGAACGACUGCCUUCAUCUGCGAAGUGUUCGGCCACUGCCUUGCAGGCAUGAAGAUGACCGUCGAUGUUUCUCUGUCGACGAAUUCGUCUUCUCCCCCCGCCAAGGCACCAGCCAAGGCCCCAACCAAGGCUCCGGCCGUGGCUUCCAUCAUUCCUUCCUUAGCACCGGGAACUACACUCGUUAUUCCACCAGCAUCUGCUCCCUCUGCAGCUCCAGGUCUCCAGUCCGCAGCCGCCAUGCUCUUUGGAGUCUUCGCUGCCGUCGUUGUGGCAUUCGCUCUCUGAACACCUCACGCAGAUCAAAUUUUGCCAGAUUUUCGUGGUAGGAUCCAUUAGAAUUAGGGGAAUAUGAACAUGCUUAGGCGCGAAGUUAAAGUUUAUCCAGAGAAACGAGGUCGUCCUGUCAGCUGCAGGCAGUCGUUUCAUUCUUAAUUGAAACCUCAGAUUUAAUUUCUUCUACACUCUCCUGAAGUUUCUUCUCACCGACUAGCGGUUUAACAUCACCUUCUUUCUGUUUAGAACUUAUCUGAUAUGCGGACGAGUUCUAGCAGUAAUCGUCCUUUGCCAGUUGCAACGUUGCUAGCUUGCCGCAGAGCAUGUUCGAUUCUUCAGGACGGACCGUGUAAAAGUCUUAAUAGUGGUUAAGGUCUACCCCAGUACACAUCCACUUUCGUAGGUUUAGGUAGGAAUCCGAAGUCAGGUUACAAGAGUUUCUCGAUGUAAUGUGCACCAUUUCACACAUAAGAAUACAGAAGUCGA
This is a messenger RNA of Marchantia polymorpha subsp. ruderalis, 1376 nucleotides long. Lineage: Eukaryota; Viridiplantae; Streptophyta; Marchantiopsida; Marchantiales; Marchantiaceae. The record is from the annotation of a GenBank genome assembly.